AUGUUGUCGAAUAUACUUAGAAGUUCUAGACCUGCUCUUGUGCAUGGAAGAGUGAUGUUUUCUGUUCCUUCAACCAGAAGUGCUGGUGCCACCAUGAUCCGUUUCAACUCUACUGGUGCUAAAUCCAGUGAAAAGGUAACUGAUGCAACUGCUGAAAAUACUACUGCUGAACCUGAAUCUGCUGCUGUCCCUGAAGUGGAAUUGACUGCUGAACAACAAGAAAUUGCCACCUUGAAGGAAAAGAUUCAAAAGAAAGAUAAAGAUCUCGCUGAUAUGAAGAAUCACUAUGCUCGUGCAGUUGCUGAUUUUAGAAACCUUCAAGAAUCAACCAGAAAGGAAGUUCAAAAAUCCAAGGAUUUUGCUCUUCAAAAAUUUGCAAAGGAUUUGUUGGAAUCUCUUGACAACUUUGCCUUGGCUUUACAAUCUGUUAAGGAAGAUACAUUGAAGGCUAAUGAAGAAGUGAAAAACUUAUAUGAUGGUGUUAACAUGACCAGAAAUGUCUUUGAAAAGACCUUACAUCGUCAUGGUAUUCAAAAGAUUGACCCCAUAGGAGAAGUUUUUGAUCCCAACUUACACGAGGCUGCUUUUGAAAUCCCCCACCCAGAACAGGCACCAGGUACUGUUAUGCAUGUUCAACAAUUGGGCUACACUUUGAACAGCAGAGUCUUGAGACCUGCUAAGGUUGGUUUGGUCAAGGACAACAAUUAA
Molecule: messenger RNA, 708 nt
Organism: Lizanozyma spartinae
Lineage: Eukaryota; Fungi; Ascomycota; Pichiomycetes; Serinales; Debaryomycetaceae
Gene: MGE1
Product: Mge1p
Exons: 1
Coding region: 1-708 (235 amino acids)
Biological process (GO): protein folding; protein import into mitochondrial matrix
Cellular component (GO): PAM complex, Tim23 associated import motor
Molecular function (GO): protein homodimerization activity; adenyl-nucleotide exchange factor activity; protein-folding chaperone binding
Source: RefSeq, a predicted model, not a curated record